AUGUUUUCCAACUUCACGAACAUUGUUCACAAAGCCCAGCAGUUCAUUGACCCUACGCAAGGCCUCAACCUCUCCAACUCGGACCGCAACCCGUCGAAAGCUUCACUCUUCCAGAACCAAUUCCGCAUCCCCUCCACGCAGAACCCCCUCCACGAGAUCAACGCCGAGCUUACGAUCCCACCUUCGAACCAGACAUCCGGCGACAAAGACCACGACAGAGGAUGGCACUAUGCGGGAAAGCUCCACUUGUCAGAAGGCUACAUGUGCUUCUCGACCACGCCCUCGAGCUUCGCCCAAUCUGCUAGCGUCUCAACAUCGUCAGCCUUCACUGGGCAAACGCACGGGGGCGGCCCUAGCGGAAACGGCUUCACUUGGCCGCUCUGCGCCAUCCGGAGGGUAGAGAGACUGAAUAGCCAGAAUUUCCAGUUUGCUCUGGCGUUCACAACGUGGAAUGGCUUGCUGUACGAAGACACCAAAGACACCAAGGCGAAGCAAGACGGUCGAGAGCAGCGCAUCAUCAUUCAUCUUGCAGGCACCCGGCAGUCAUGCGAGCGAUUCUGCGACGGAUUGAAGAAGGGUCUGAGAGCUGGGGUGGGCAGCGUCGGCAAACUACGAAAGGUCGUUGCCGAGGACUACUCCGAAUACCUGCUCCGGACUGAAGACAGGAAGGGAAUAAGCCCACCGGACGCUGGCCUCGGCAUGAUCUUCCGAUACCCUGGCGACCCGAAGAAGCUUCGCGACCGCGCAAAGAUGCGUCUUUGGGCCGAAUAUCUACGCGACAACGGGCGCAAUGUGACACUCGUUCGACAACCUACAUUCCACAAACUGAUUCGUGUAGGGCUCCCCAACCGCCUCCGAGGUGAGAUAUGGGAGCUCACGUCAGGAUCGAUCUUCCUGAGACUGGAGAACCCCACACAGUACGAGGAGACACUGGCGAAAUUCGAAGGCCAGGAUUCACUCGCUAUAGACGAGAUUGAGAAGGACCUGAACCGCAGCUUGCCGGAGUACCCGGGCUUCCAAAGCGAAGAAGGCAUCAAUCGGCUGAGACGCGUCUUGGUCGCGUACAGCUGGACCAAUCCUGACGUGGGGUACUGUCAGGCGAUGAACAUUGUCGUGGCGGCACUUCUCAUCUACAUGUCCGAAGCGCAGGCCUUCUUCCUGCUGUCUGCGCUGUGCGAUCGGCUCGUACCCGGAUACUACUCGACUACCAUGUACGGCACCCUCCUCGAUCAAAAGGUUUUCGAGGGUUUGGUUGAGAAGACGAUGCCGAUCCUCUGGGACCACCUUGUCAAAAGCGACGUGCAGCUGUCGGUGGUGUCCUUGCCCUGGUUCCUGUCACUCUACAUCAACUCGAUGCCUCUGGUGUUCGCUUUCCGGGUCCUGGAUGUGUUCUUUGUGGAAGGCCCCAAAGUUCUGUUCCAAGUCGGACUGGCUAUCCUGAGGAUCAAUGGCGAGGAAUUGUUAGACGCAACCGACGAUGGCACUUUCAUCUCCGUCCUCAAGUCAUACUUCUCGCGGCUGGAGGAAUCUGCGCACCCCAAGUCCGAGAACCCCAAGCUGCGCGCCGUGACACGUUUCCAGGAGCUCAUGGUCGUUGCCUUCAAGGAGUUUGCGGGCAUCACCCACAACAGCAUCACAGAGCUGCGCCUGAAGCACAAGGACGCCGUUCUAAAUAAUAUUGAGAACUUUGCCAAAAGGACAGCCAUUCGCAACCUUGGCCCUGAUAGCAAAUUGUUGAGCACUGAAGAGCUUGGCGCACUGUACGACAGGUUCUACAACAUUUUGUAUGAUCGUCAGCAGAGGGACAUGAUGCUUCAGCAGGACAAGAUCAGAAAGGCGAAACAAAGCCGAGCGCGAGCCUCCGAGAUAUUCUCUGGUGGCCAGGACGAGGUGGAAAAGGGGCGAGUCGGCCUUGGGCCUAGUACAAGCCACAUGGACUACGAUGCCUUCCGCGAGUUCCUGGCAUCCACGUCCAAGUGGGCCAUUUCAGAUUCGCCAGGGUCCUCGAGACGCGAUACCAUGUCAGAAUCCGACAGGCCCACCAGAUACCAGAGCGCACGCAGGCCGACCGAGUCCAUCUCGCCUUGGGGCUCGGGCCCAGAACCAGCUGAGCACGAGUUCUUGCAGAGGCUUUUCAAGAAGUGGGACGUGGACGGCACCGGCCAGCUGACGCUCCAGAAUGUGGUCACUGGGCUCGCGAGGAUCAAGGGGAGACGCGACAUAAUGGGUACCAUCACCUACUUCUUCGAGCUGUACGAUGAUGACAAUGACGGCAAAGUUGACCGUGAGGGCAUAUUGCGUAUCUCGGAGGCCCUGCUCUUCUUGUCACGUCGGGGUCUGGAGGGUAGCCUCAGCCCCAGCGCCUCGACCCUGGCCUUGAAUGGCGACUCUAGUGUUGUUCGCGAGUCCCAGGGCAGCCUGGCCCCCGGAGCAUCGGCUAACGAACGGUUUCUGGGCAGUGUCAGCGCUUUCAUCCGCCGCUGCUUCGAGUACGCCGACCCUGACCAUCCCAGCAACCAGGCCAUCGAGAAGUUCCAGACCGAAAAGGACGCCGAGGACAACAGCAACGCCUUCGCCAUUGGCGAUGAUGAUGAUGAAGAGGAGGAUGGCGGUGAAGAAGACUUGCUGGGCUUCGAAUCUCCGUCGGGAUCGCCGUCAAAGGCUACAAAGCCACCCACGUUGGCAACCGAAGAUACCCAGGACUCGCAGCGGAGUGUUUCGAAAGCAAAGUCCGAGGCUGCCAAUGCAGCACUUGACCCUGCUCACCCUCUACACAUGACACUUCCCACCUUCAGAAUGGUCGUCCUCGCCGACGAGCUCCUGGAGCAAUUUUUUGAGUCGUCAUUCCCCACAUCCUUCCAUGUCGUCGAUGGAGUGCCGAGCACAGCGUCGGCCUCAGCAGGGGGACUGACCACAUUCUCUAGUCUCGGUUUCGGCAGCCGUCCGCCGGUGCCCAUUUCACCCGCAGCUGCAGGAGCGGGUCGCGGACUGCGUGGUGUCAUGGAUGGCAUCAUCACAGACGGUAUGCGUGUGGCAACAGAGGUGCGCAGGCGCAUGGACGAGGCCCAGAAGGAGCUGGAGAAGAACGCCCUCCCGGGACAGAAGCCUGACGAGGACGAGGAGGAUGACGAAGAUAUCGGCAUCGCCGUGGGGGUCCGACGUGGACCAGGGGGCGCCAGUGGUGAUUCGGACAGCCGCUCUGUCAAGAGCUCCGACCUCGAUCUCCUGAGCGGAGCCGACGCAGAGGCCGGCGCGGUCAAGGAACAGGAAGCGAAUUUGGCGGAUAAGGAUCUGCAAGGAGGGAAGCCUCUCCCACACCGGCCCGCCACGACUAAUGAACCUGGUGUCGUUGAGUUUGAGGGAUGA
Messenger RNA from Emericellopsis cladophorae, 3366 nucleotides. Its product is annotated as putative GTPase-activating protein-like protein. The record is from RefSeq and is a predicted model, not a curated record. Gene Ontology annotation, molecular function: calcium ion binding. The coding region runs from base 1 to 3366 and encodes 1121 amino acids. NCBI's taxonomy places the organism in Eukaryota, Fungi, Ascomycota, Sordariomycetes, Hypocreales, Bionectriaceae. The transcript has 2 exons.